AUGCCUAAAUAUAGAACUAAAGAUUAUCAGCGAAAUUUAGCUAUUUUGCUUGCUCCGACUCAAAAAGAGUUAGAGUUUGAGACUUUAACUGAGGAAAAGGAUGAACUGACUGAAAAAAUUAACUCUUUUUUAAAAAAAUUCAAACAAGUUCAACAAGAUGCCAAAGAACAAAUUGAGCAACUAAAUCAAGAAAUCACCCAAAAAGAUGAUCGGAUCGCUCAACUCCAUGAAUUAUUUCAAGGCACUGCUAAGAUAUUUUCUAAACAGCAUAAUUUUGUUGACCAUUUAAAGACCAAACUGCAAAAAGAACAAAAAGAAAAAGGAAUUAGUGAAGAAAAGUCUCAGCAUUUACAAGCGGAUAUUGAACAACUGGAUCAGCAAAAAAAAGAACUAGGUCAGAGAAUUAAAGAGUUAGAAAAAGAGAAAAAAAACAGCAAAGCCAUUCGGGAUAAAGAAAUUAAGGAAUUAAAAGAAAAAGUAUCAGAGUUUAAAGAACAAUUAGAUAUAAAAACCGAAGUUAAUAAACAACUAAGAAAAAAGGUGGGUGAACAAAAAAAAUCCAUUAAAGAAUUAACCGAAACGGAAAAAAUGGCAUGGAAUAAAAAAGAGAUAAGAGCUUUUGGAAUUCUUCGUGAAAUUUGUUUUAUUUUAACUAUAAAAUCUUUAAAAUCAUCUGAAAAAAAUGAAAAAAACCAAUCUCUUUUUGCUGAACUUGUUUCUUUGGGAAUUGAAGGGGCAGUGCCGCCAUUUUCAGAAACUACUGCCGAUUUUCCACAUAAAAUAAAUAGAUAUUCGACUUUUUCAAUUGUUUCUACAAUUAAGGUAGCUAUCGAAAAUUUAACUAGAGAAAACCAAAGCCAGCAACAAACCAUUAAAGACUUAACCGAGGUGAAAAUGAAGCGAGAAGGGAGCGAAGAAAGAUUAAAAAAACAGAGUGAGGAAUUUUUAAAAGUUCAGCAAAUGAACCAAGUAGUUUAUGAUAUUUUGGGUAAAUAUUCAACCGCUACUGGAUUAUUAGUAAGAACUCAGGAGGUAGUUAAGAUACUUGAAACAAUUGAAAAGGCUUUGAUUGUUAAUGGCAAACCAAUAAAACGAGCUUUAAUAGAAAAAUUAUCUGAAUUAAAUAGAUUUGAAAGAGAAUUAAAAGUUCACCAAUAUGAAUUAGAUCACCCUAAAAAGGAGAAAUUUCAUGAUAUUCAUCCUGAAAGUGAACCCCUUGCUGAAUUAAAUAAGCUUUUGGAUGAAUGGUAUAAUCAUAAUGAGGGAAAAGGUUCUGAACCUAAUCCUUAUGAAAUAGAGGUUCAUGAACAUCAGUUAAGUUAUAACCAAGUAAAAAUUACAGCCGAAAGAAGUAUUUUUUACAAUGACUAUUAUUACUUAAUUAAAAGUGGAGCAAAUGGAAUUCUUCAUCAUAGCGAGAGUAAAUUAAUAGAAAGAGAAGAAAUCUGCUCUUGCCCUCAAUACAAUAUUGCAACUAAUUUCUAUGAUUUCGGAAGUGCUUAUGAAUUGAACCUUAAAUUGUAUAAGCUUAAUAACUCACUUGUAGAAAUCGAUGGACUUAUAACGGCAGGAAUAGGUCAAGAUACUAAAGGAAAUCAAAGCCCGGUAGGUAAUGAAAUUAAUUCACUAUUAGAAGAACUUGAAAGCGUAAAUCCAUCAGGGACAUGUUUAACUUUUUUUGGUUAUCAAAACACUAUUUUGACAAGAGUUACUGAAAGCAUUUCAGCAAAAAUAGGAGGCAAUUCUUUUGUUAAUAAAUUCUUUGAAUGUGUGGUCGAUACUACUCUGAAUGAUGAUAAAGGACAAAAUAAUCGACAAACCGAGCGAAGUGUCGUUAGUGAAAGUUCAACUAAUGGAAUACAAGGUAGCAAUUUUUUGCAACCCCAUUUAUAUAGUAUCGAUCAUACUAAGGCUGAAUAUACUUUCUACCAAUUUUGGCAUCGGUAUAUUUUGAGCGGAAAAUACCCUUUAUCUUUAAGAAUAGAAUUCAAUCAAAACCUUUUGAAUCAAUACAAAAAGAAAAGAAAAUUAAAAGGCAAGAUGACUUAUGAUUAUUACAACUCACUCAAUUUCGGAGGGGAAAUCUUAAAUUUCCCAGGAUUUUUAAAAAAAAACAACCAUCGCGAUUUCUAUCAAAAAAAAUUGCCUAGUUCUGUUAAUAUUGAAAGCCGAGGUGGUAAUGCAACCGGGGACUUCAAUUUGCUUAGGAUUAUUAAAAAUUUGAAAGAAUCAAUUGGUCGUGACAAGCAGACGGGAGUAGAUGGAAUGAAAAGUAACGGAGAAGAUUUAUUUCCUAAAUUAAUUGAAAAAGGUAGUGCAAAAAUGAAAAUUGAUUCCCCUGCCCAUUCCGGAAGUUCUUGUCCUCACCAAGUAUGUUUGCCUAGAAGCCUUUCAAAUCAUCCCGGAAGAGAAGGAGAUAAAAGAGAAUUUAGAGCUAGGGAUAAUAAUUGUCAAAUAAUUUUAAUGCAAGAUGGAGAAUUUGAAGAGAUAAGACCAAUUGGAGAAUCUGAAGGAAAUCCACCUUCAGACAGUGCUAAAACACACAGCUUUACGCCUUUAGAAAUUCCUACCAAGCUCUUCGAUCCUAACUCUUUGCCAACAAAUUCUAAUUUAACUCCUUCUCCAACUGGUUCUGGUGAAAUAGAAGUUAAUGUUCCGGACAUUGAUAAUGGUCCGGACCCUGACUUUGGCACAGAUCCUGAUGGCGAUCCUGAAAAGCCAACCGAUCCUGAUCCAACUAAAGACCCUGAAAAGCCAACCGAUCCGGACACUGGACCUGCUCCUGAUUGA
This is a messenger RNA of Funneliformis geosporum, 2790 nucleotides long. NCBI's taxonomy places the organism in Eukaryota, Fungi, Glomeromycota, Glomeromycetes, Glomerales, Glomeraceae. The record is from the annotation of a GenBank genome assembly.